CUCGUGCAAUGGCCCGCGUGGCGAACGCGGCACUCGACAGGGCAAGAAGAAACGCAAGAGAAGCUCCUCUGCGUCGGCUUGUCCUUGACCUUUCCGAGGAACAGCAACAACAACCUUUCGUAGGGGGCGACAUGCUUCGAGUCUCGCUUCUGACGCUCGCUACGUACCUGUCGGCGGCCAUGCUGUUGCCUGCCGCCAUGCUCCUGCUGGCCCUGCAGCGCAGCCACUGCUGCCGGAAGCUGUUCGCCACCUGGGUCUUCUACCCGCUGCUGCACCCGCUCAUCAAGCACGCGUUCGAGGGCAUUCGGCGCGAGAUCAUGUUCGAGCUGAACGACCUCGUCUCGCACGACCCCGAGCUGCGGCGCGAGGACGCCAUCCGCGUGCUUGAAGUGGGCGUCGGACCGGGACGAAACUUCGACCACAUCUUCAGGAACGUCAGGUACGUGGCAGUGGACCGGACCUCCACGGCCCGGUCAAAGUUCCUGCGGCGCCAGAGCCAGUACGAACACAUUCACCUUGAGCAGUGGUUGCUGACCAGCGGCGAGGACCUGGCCCAAGUACCGGACAACCACGUGGACGCGGUCAUCGCCACGCACGUGCUCUGCAGCGUCACCGACGCCCGCAAGCUGGUCAGCGAGUGCCGAAGGGUCCUUGCUCCCGGCGGCAAGAUGCUGUUCAUGGAGCACGUGGCCUGCCCCCGGGACUCGUGGAUCUACCAGCUGCAGCUGUUCCUGGACCCACUGUGGCAGUUGCUCACGUGCGGCUGCCACCUGGGUCGCGAUGCGAGCGCCGCGAUAGUCGAGGCCGGCUUCCGCGAGGUGUCCCUCAAGGAGGUCUACCUGCCCAUUCUGGCGCUGAUUAGCCGGCACGUCUACGGGGUGGCCACCAAGGCGGGCGCGCACGGCUCCGUGCACCGAUCGGCGCGGCGCACGCCGCCGCCUCUGCGCGUCGAACCCGCCGUCGCCCAGCCGAUGCCGCAGCCGGCUGUGCUCGAGGAGCUGCCCCCCGCAGGCCUGGACCCGGAGGCCGGGCCGCUGGCUACCGCAGUCCCGUCGACAGCGUAGCGUCGCCGCGCGUGCUACGUCAUUUAGUAACGGUGUACAUUAGUAAAACUCAUGUUUGUCC
Messenger RNA from Dermacentor silvarum, 1125 nucleotides. Its product is annotated as putative methyltransferase-like protein 7A. The transcript is spliced from 3 exons. The coding region runs from base 9 to 1064 and encodes 351 amino acids. NCBI's taxonomy places the organism in Eukaryota, Metazoa, Arthropoda, Arachnida, Ixodida, Ixodidae. Gene Ontology annotation, molecular function: S-adenosylmethionine-dependent methyltransferase activity. The record is from RefSeq and is a predicted model, not a curated record.